CCUCAUCAUCAUCAUCAGUACCCCUAUCUUCAUGCUCACUCUCUCUCUCUCUCGCUCUCCUUCACGGACAGUCCCUGCACUCUUCACUCAUCGCUGGACUCCGACACUCAACUCGCCCCCUUCGCCUCCCCCACACACUCGCACGCGCACUCUCUGCCUCUCCUCCUUGCAGAGAGUCGUCGUGGCCGCCGCCACCGCCUCCGCAAUGGCCGUACAGACCUCCAUUUCCAAAAUCACCCCCACGACCCUCCUCUGUGUACUCCUCCUGACCCUCCCCGCAACCCCCGCGGCCUCCCUCAACAUCACCGACCUCCUCUCCUCCUUCCCGGAGCUCUCCGCCUUCACCACCCUCCUCUCCUCCACCAUCGCCUCGGAUCUGGCCCAGCGAUCCGCCGUCACCGUCCUUGCCGUCCCCAACGCCUACCUCGCCUCCUCCGACCUCACGCGCCGCCUCUCCCCCACCUCCCUUGCCGACGUCCUCCGCUACCACGUGCUCCUCCAGUGCCUCUCCUCCUCUGACCUCCACCAGAUCCCCCCUUCCGGAACCCUCUUCACCACCCUCUUCCAGACCACUGGACGCGCCACCAGCAACUUCGGCUCCCUCAACAUCACGCGCGACCCCUCCACCGGCGCCGUCUCCGUCCACUCCCCAGCCCCUUACUCCCCCUCCAACGCCACCCUCCUCGAGCCCAUCAAGACCAUCCCUUACAACCUCUCCAUCUUCACCGUCAAUUCCCUCCUCGUCCCUUAUGGCUUCGACCUCAUGGCCUCCGAGACUCGCCCUCCCCUGGGCCUCAACAUCACCAAAGCCCUAAUCGACGGCCACAACUUCAACGUCGCCGCAUCCAUGCUUGCCGCCUCUGGCGUCGUCCAGGAAUUCGAGGCCGACGAGGGCGGCGCCGGGAUCACCCUCUUCGUCCCCACCGACACCGCCUUUGCCGAAUUGCCUACGAGCCAGAGUUUGCAGUCGCUGCCCGCGGAUAAGAAGGCCGUGGUGCUGAAGUUUCACGUCUUGCAUUCUUAUUACCCUCUUGGCUCUCUGGAAUCGAUCGUGAAUCCGUUGCAACCCACAUUGGCAACGGAGGACAUGGGAGCUGGGAGCUACACUCUCAACAUCUCCCGGGUCAAUGGAUCGGUGGCAAUCGACACCGGGAUCGUUCAGGCCUCGGUGACGCAGACCGUCUUCGAUGAGAACCCAGUGGCGAUUUUCGGGGUGUCCAGGGUUCUAUUGCCAAGGGAGAUCUUCGGGAAGAAUCCGUCGGUGGGUUCGAAGUCCGGCGGUCCGAUCAUGAGUGCGGCUCCCCCGCCCGGCAUCACACCCUCGCCCGAGAAUUCGCCUGGUGGUUUUGACGGGCCGCCGCCAAUAUCCAGGGAAGAGAUGCGGUCGGGAAGCUCUGUCGGCGGCGUGCAGAGACUGAUGCUGGUUUUGUGUUGUAUAUUAGUGUAUGUAGCUGUGUGAGAUUAAAUCCCAAUUUUUUUUUUUUUGCUCAUUCUUAUUUUCCUAUAAAUUUUUUUCUUGCUACGCCUGUUAAUUAUCGUUGAUUUGAUAAUUUUCUUUUUUUUUUCUUGUUUUUGCUUUGUUCUUACACGGUGGUAUUGAAUUCGGACAGCUGACGAUUUUUUCUUCUCUGCUGAAGAAAAGGAGAAGUGAAUUUGUGUCAAAAUGUUGGAAUAAGUGAGCACCAAUUUUGAUU
Messenger RNA from Rhodamnia argentea, 1694 nucleotides. RefSeq names its product fasciclin-like arabinogalactan protein 4. Bases 32 to 1459 code for a protein of 475 amino acids. Gene Ontology annotation, cellular component: plasma membrane. The record is from RefSeq and is a predicted model, not a curated record. Gene Ontology annotation, biological process: mucilage biosynthetic process involved in seed coat development; abscisic acid-activated signaling pathway; multidimensional cell growth. NCBI's taxonomy places the organism in Eukaryota, Viridiplantae, Streptophyta, Magnoliopsida, Myrtales, Myrtaceae. The transcript has a single exon.